This is a messenger RNA of Cajanus cajan (pigeon pea), 2429 nucleotides long. Its product is annotated as DNA repair protein RAD7. The record is from RefSeq and is a predicted model, not a curated record. NCBI's taxonomy places the organism in Eukaryota, Viridiplantae, Streptophyta, Magnoliopsida, Fabales, Fabaceae. Gene Ontology annotation, cellular component: SCF ubiquitin ligase complex. Gene Ontology annotation, biological process: SCF-dependent proteasomal ubiquitin-dependent protein catabolic process.
ACACGUUCACGAGUCACGAGUCACGAGUCACGAGUCAGUUCCCUCGUUCAUUCUUUUCCGCUAUCAUUUUCUUUUCUGUUGGGAUGCAAAUGCAAUCGCAAAGGCAAGCCCCACCAACCAACCCUAUAUAUUCCCACUCUCUCUUCCUCUUCCUCUUCCUCUUCCUCUUCUUCCCAUUCACCAAACUAAACCAAACUGCGCAAUGCUUCCGCACCACGAUAAAGCCGCCCUAACACCACCGCCUCCACUUCCCAAUCCUAACAUCGAAAUCGCCUUCGGAUCCUUCGACUCCGACAUUCAGGCCCUCAUCGGUGACUUCUUCGACCACUCCAGCCCCCAAUUGCCCGCUCCCGACGCCACCACCACUAACAAGAGACCAAACGAUGAUCAUUCCUACGACGCCCUUUCAUUCAAGCGCGGUAGGAUUAAUGACAAUGCCUCCGACUCCGACGCCAACUUUCAGAUUCAAAACCCUAUCCCUAUCCCUGUCCCUCAACUUCACCAUCACGAUCACGCUCACGCUCACGGAGAAGGGGAACAGGAGCCCCCCUUGUUUGAAAUCGAUUUUCUCUCCAACGCUCUCCGCGAACCUGAAUUGGUCUUGAUGCACAGUUCAGACGAUAACGCGGAGUCGGAAGCUGAUGAUGAACCUUACCUUCCGUUGUAUGGUUACAGGAGGAAUCGGACCAUGGAACGCUUCCGAAGGAUAGCCAAGGAAAACGCCACUCACUAUGCUCGAUUUAACGCUGCGACCGAAGGCGAAUCGUCUCUCGCGGUUGCGCCGCGGGAAAUUGACGAUUCCGUCACUCCGUUUUCGAUCGCUCUGAAGGCGAUCAGAGAGCGAGCGACGAAGAAGGGGUGGGAUGCGUGGGUUUUCAAUAGUGAGAAUCGACCAGGGGAGAAGAAGAGGGUUUUGGUUCCCUCUUUGCAAGAACUGUGCCUUGGAAUUCUCGCGGAUAAUGCUGACGCCAUGGUUUCGCUCGAGGGGGUUCCGGAUGAGCUCAGACACAAGCUUUGCAAGCUGCUCUGUGACUCCAGAAAGAUGAAUUCUCGUUUUCUCGAGCUUCUUCUCAGUGGGUCUCCCUCGGAGAUUCGCCUCAAAGAUUGCUCGUGGUUGACGGAGGAACAGUUUGCCAAGUCUUUUCAAAUGUGUGACACUGGAAGAUUGGAGGUGCUGCAACUUGACCAGUGUGGACGGUGUAUACCUGAUUAUGCAUUGCUCGGUACUUUGAGACAAUCACCAAAUUGGUUGCCGAGAUUAACUAGUCUGUCCCUCAGUGGUGCUUGCCGUCUUUCAGAUAAGGGGUUGCAGGUGCUUGUUUCUUCUGCCCCACAACUGAGAUCGAUUAAUCUAAGCCAGUGCUCCCUUCUCUCAUCUGCCAGUAUUCAUAUUUUGGCCAAUUCAUUGGGAUCACUUUUGAAAGAGUUGUAUCUCGAUGAUUGCUUAAUCAUUGAUGCUGCACAAAUUUUGCCAGCACUCAAGAAACUUGAACAUUUAGAAGUGUUGUCAUUGGCCGGCAUUCAAACUGUCUCUGAUGAGUUUAUCAAGGAAUACAUUGUUGCACGUGGUCACAACAUGAAGGAGCUUGUUUUAAAGGACUGUGAAAAAUUAACCGAUGCAUCAAUAAAAGUCAUUGCUGAACACUGUCCUGGGUUGUGUGCACUUGAUCUUAUGUACUUGGACAAAUUAACAGAUUUAUCCAUAGGAUAUCUUGCAAAUAGUUGUCGAACACUUCAUACAUUGAAGCUCUGCCGCAAUCCAUUCAGUGAUGAAGCAAUUGCUGCAUUUUUGGAGAUUACUGGAGAGUCCUUGAAAGAACUUUCACUGAAUAAUAUUAAGAAGGUUGACCACCAAACAACCUUAUCACUUGCGAGGCAUGCAAAAAAUUUGCAGAUUCUAGAUCUAUCUUGGUGCCGGAAUUUGACGGACAAUGAGUUGGGUUUUAUCGUAGAUAGCUGCUUGUCACUGAGGUUGCUUAAGCUUUUUGGUUGCUCACUGGUAACAGAUGCUUUUCUGAAUGGGCACUCAAACCCAGAGAUUCAGAUCCUUGGAUUGAAGAUGUCUCCUUUAUUGCAAAAUGUCAAAGUGCCUGAUCCCCAUCAAGGGCCUUUGCGUUAUUCAUCAGUUUCGGUAGAUAACUAGAUAUGAUAGAAAUUAGAAUUAGAAAUGAAACAUAUGGAUGGCAUUACUGAUGGUUAUUCUGGUAAAACUAGACAAAACAUUCUGCUAACAUGGUGCUAACUGUUUAGACAAAGAAACCACCGUGUUGCCCAUUUUACCCUUUUGUUUUAGUGAUACCAUUGUUGCAAGCAUUCAAAGUCAAACAUACAUACUAUUACAUUUUAUCAGACUAUUCAUAUUCAUUAUGUACAGUGGAUAUGUAUAGCAAAUUCUUAACCUGACUGAAUAUUAUAGUCUGAAUUUGUUA